AUGGGCACAGCGCCUGGCGACGGCAGCAGGAAUGCGCAGGGUAGUAGCGGCGGCGGUGGGGUUAUUAGUGGCAGCGCCAAGGCAAAUGGCGGGGCGCCCGCGGCUUCGACGAGUUCCGCAUCGCCACCGCCGCCGCCGCCGCCGCCCCCUUCAUCCUCGGCAUCGCCCCCAACCGCCACAGCGGCAACGGCAACAACAACGACGGAGGUGUCGGUGUCCUCGCCGUCGCGUCGGCUUGCCCUCUUCGGCAGCCGUGCGCUCGCCGCCGGAAGCAAAGGGCGUGCACCGGCGCCUGCGUCCUCCGUGCCUGCGCAGCAGCAGCAGGGGUUGACGACGUUUGGUGCGCGGCGCGGCGACCUCGCGGCGCACAUCCGUCAGCGCAGUGAGUUGUCCUCGCAGGGAAAGUACCUCGUCGUCGGAGACGGCAUGAUGGCGCCGUUCAUGGCGCUUUGCCUGCGCGUCCACGGCCUGGACUGCGACCUCGCCCACCACGUGAGCGGCAACGACAUGGACCGCGGCACCAUCGUCCUCACGCCCUCCGUCACGCAGGUGAUGGGCGACGUGCUGAACGUCUCCGUCCCGAGCGGGAGCGUCGUUGGCCGCAUUUUGACCUUCGACCACGUCGGAAAUGACAUGUGCGACGUGGAUUUGAACGAGUUCCGUGAGAAGGGCGAGAGCCCGACUUUUUUCUGCUGCGAUCGGCUCAAGCUGGAGCGGGCGCUGCUGUCGCUCUGCGAGGUCGGCUCCCACAGCUGCCACGUGCUUCCCAAGCCGCACGUCGACAGGGGCGGGCUUGAGCCGCUGGAGAACGGCGGGGUGCGGGUGCGGUUUGCGAGUGGCAUGCACCAGGACUACCUGGGCGUCAUCUGCACAAGCCGCAACCAGGAGCUGGUGCCGGAGCUCACGCUCACCAAUGAGGAGCUGCAGCAGCGGGCGGAGAACGCGGAGAAGUUCAAGGAGAGCCUCGCGAAGGCGGUGCGCUGGAUGGAGUUGUGCGUCCCCCCGCUGCCGGAGCUGGGACGGUUUGAGAAGCGCUUCACGCCGGGCUCGCAGGAGAUCGUUGAGCUGCUCACCCCCCGCGACGCCAAGAUGACGGUGCGUCCCACGAUGAUGGCGACGAAGCUCUUCUACAACGUCACCAUCACCAUCCCGGACGGCACCACAGACCCGCGGCUGAAGAGCACCAGCACGAAGCAGUUCUGGGACGACGUCGUCAUGCACUGGACCUCCGGGGUGCCGGGGUACAUUCCCCACACGAUGUUCCGCCCCAUGAUGACGCACAUGCAGCAGCACUUCACGAAGGGCGGCGCGCUGGUCUACCGCACCCCGCUAUUUCUCAUGCCGCACUGGUCAGAGGGCGGGGGGCGCGUCAUUAAGCUGGCGCACGCCGCUCACGGCUGCGCCUUUGACGCCAUUGACGUGGCCGACGCGCAGGGGUUUACAGACUGCUUCGGCCUCGCCCGCGCCGUGGCGGGGGGCGACGACGUGCAGCAGUUCCUUCGCGAGCGGCGGCUGCAGGUGAUGGAGGAGCUCGACUACCACGCCCUGCUGCUGAACUACGGCGUCAAGGAGCGAGGGCAGCUGGCGUACAUGUCGUCUCGCUUUGCCAUGAAGAUUAUGCGGCGGUACAAAAAGAGCUGGCGCAGCAUUUUGCAGAACUACGUCACGAUGAUGCCCAAGUUGGCGAAGUAG
Molecule: messenger RNA, 1692 nt
Organism: Trypanosoma conorhini
Lineage: Eukaryota; Euglenozoa; Kinetoplastea; Trypanosomatida; Trypanosomatidae
Exons: 1
Coding region: 1-1692 (563 amino acids)
Source: RefSeq, a predicted model, not a curated record